Messenger RNA from Lucilia sericata (common green bottle fly), 1665 nucleotides. It is a transcript of the gene PIG-Q, whose product is annotated as N-acetylglucosaminyl-phosphatidylinositol biosynthetic protein gpi1. The transcript is spliced from 8 exons. Gene Ontology annotation, biological process: GPI anchor biosynthetic process. Lineage: Eukaryota; Metazoa; Arthropoda; Insecta; Diptera; Calliphoridae. The record is from RefSeq and is a predicted model, not a curated record. Bases 34 to 1641 code for a protein of 535 amino acids. Gene Ontology annotation, cellular component: endoplasmic reticulum; membrane.
UGUUUUUCGUUUUGUUUACAAUCGAACAUAAAAAUGACCAUUAAAUUAUUUUUGCCCGAAAAUUUAUUUUAUAUUAAAAAAAGUUGUGAUAUUUAUGGUGAAAUAAAAAUUGGUGAACAGAAUUGCAUCUCUUAUUACAUUAUAUGUGCAGUGGACAUUAAAAAACCCUCGAAAAACGAUGAGGACAUUGAAGAUUAUGAAAGAGCACAACAAAUUUCCAAUGAAAUGCGGCAUUUAGGUCAUAUUGCCAAUGCCACCGAAUGGUCUCAAUUGCAUCACAAAGAUGUGGCUUUAGUUUUUGUUUAUGAUGCUGAAACACCAAAUAUUUAUCUAAAUAAAUUAAGUAUUAAAACGGCACAAAAAGAUAAAAUCAAUGUCUUCCUUUAUAGUGAAAAAUCCAUAUUAAAGUUACAAGACUUAAAUGAAAGUGUUAGUAAUGUGGUAUAUGAUAAGGAGGAUAAUGCCAAAGUUGAUGCAGAUGUUUGUCCUGACGAUGAUAUGCACAUGUUGUAUCAAUUGCUGCAAACAAAAGAUAAAUUUAAACUUGAGUGUGAUGUGGAUGAAGUCGAUGAAACUUUUAAACGUGUGACAAGUUAUGUUUUAACUUUACCCUUUGAUAUUUUUAUGUGGACAUUUGGCUUGUUUAUGACUAAGGCUCCAUUUAGAUUUGUGUUCCAGUACUCCGUUAUGUAUGAUUAUUAUAAGGAAUGGUUAAAAUUUAAGAAAUCUGGAAAACGAAAAUAUAACAUUGCCCUCGAUAUCCUACUGGGCCUAUGCGUCAAUAUAUUAUUGAUAUUAUAUAUAGAAAAUCCUGGUGACUAUAUAAUAACAGCUUCUAAUUCAGUAGUAACCAACUUCCGUUUACUGUUACAAUCGUUGCAAGGAUCUCCUGUAGGUUUAAAAUUAAAUGUACAAUUAAAUAAAUUUUUAUUGGAUUGUUUUGGUUAUCAUGUCGAAUUAUGGGCUACAUUUUUAGUUAUAAUAGAACCUUGCAUUAGGCAACUACUUACACCUAUAAUACUGUUGGGUUUUAUAGGCUUUUCGUAUCAGUUGGCGCUUUUAACAGAUUUAAUAUCGGUUAUGGGUUUGCAUGCUCAUUGUUUUAGUAUUUAUGCUGCAGUAUUAUAUAAAGUAGAGAUUAAGGGCUUGCAGGUGUUGUGGAAAGUAGUUUUGGGCAAGCGUAAAAAUGUUUUGAAAAAUCGUGUAGAGUCCCAUAAUUAUAAAAAUAGACAAUUGUAUUUGGCAACGGUAUUUUUUACCUCCUUGCUCUUCCUUUUUCCUACAGUAUUAACUUAUUACGUUGUAUUUACAUCGUUACGUUUGUGCAUUAUUUUAGUUAAUUAUUUACUGAAACAUAUACGUCGUAAUAUUUUGGAAUUUCCUAUGGAAAUGUUAUUACGCUGGUGUAUGGGAAAUUUCUACGAUACAGAUUCUUUACAAUUAGAGUUUGUACAUCAUACACCAUCGCCUUUAUUACAAUCGGGUGCGCAAAUACAAAUGUGUGUUUUCAAAUUAUGUGUUCACUCAUCAUCGUUAGGUCGGGUAUUUUCAUGUCAUAGUGGAAUCCUGCAAGAGUUAGUAGCCAAAGAAGAAAACUCAAUUAAAAGUGUAUGCCAAAGAAUAUUACAAGGAACUUUUUAAGAAAAUAGAGAAAAGCUGAAAAUA